CUCACCUCUGGUUUCACGCUUCAACACACUAGUGGGCUAAAUCAGUGAACUAUUUGUCGUAGUGAGAAUAAUUUUAUUAUGUUUUAUUUUUAUUAUUUUAUUACUUCCCUUCUCCGUGACUUUACCGAAAGAACCAAGAAGAUAUUUGUCUUUUGUCAACAAGACACUUUUUUUCUGAUUGGCCGUGUCGGGUGGUGGAGGGUUACGACACAUUUAUAAAUAACGCGAUCUAAACCCAAAAACGUUGAUUAUGCCCCCUCGAUGUCAGCUCACACUUUGCUGUGCCGCCUUCUCCAGGCGAGCCGACUGUGCGCCACCAACUCAACACCUCACUGGGCAGGCAGUCUCGCAACAACUUGCUGCCAUCUGUCCUCCGACCCGCCCACAGUUGCUUGGUCGUGAGCGGGAAUCGAACUCGGUAGAGCGCUAACCACGUGGUGCCACCAAAGACAAAGAUCCCCCGUGUAGCCUGUGACAGGCUGUUGGGGCAAGUGCUGUUAGCGAGCACCUAUGUAGACCACACACGGCACACGACGGUGGGUGGGUGGCCAGCACCACGCCCGACCGCCUUUGUCUCCCCAGUGGCGAUGUUUACACACCGCGCGAGGUACUCAUUUGAGGCUGAGUCGACCGAGGAGAUGCCCAGGACCCGGUUCUGCUAAUCGUCACCGCCACCACCCACACAGGGGGGGGGGGGGGGUCGUGGCACGCAUCUGCCACAGGUCCCCUGGGUUAAUGUUUAAUCCGGCUGCCGUGUGCGGUCCAAUCCAAAUUUGAGUCUCGGUAUCAAAGUCUCAGCAUAACUGGGCAACAAUCGUCGUGAUUUUUGGUUGUUGUUGUCGUUGAUGCGAAACGUGGGGGCAAACUCGAGAUCGCCACCGGCUUCCUAUAGGCAGAGGCUCAGGGCGAGUGUUUUUUGGGAUGGAGAGUGGAGGAGCCUGUAGUUGGCAUGCCGGGCCGGUUGGCUGUGGCCGCUCUCUCUGUGACUUCUCGUGAAGAGUGAUCGUACGGAUUAGAAACGGUCUAUCGGACGAGAUGUGUGUGUGCCUUUCACCAAGUUGUUCUUACGACAACUGAAAUAAUCUUACGAAUAACAUUGCCGUAUUCUCUGGAUUAUCAGCGGUGGAAACUCCUCCUCCAACACUGCCACCAUCGUGAGAAGCAGCGACUCCACUAACACCAGCGCAAUAAAGAAGACGAAGCUCCACCACCACCGCCGCCACCGCCGUCGUAGUCAUCAUGGUGUCUACAGGACUCCAGAUCGUGGCCCUGUGCCUGGCCAUCGUGGGUCUGCUGGGCACGCUGGCUGCCACCAUCCUCCCACACUGGCAGGUGACGGCUCACGUGGGCACCAGCAUCAUCACGGCCACGGGGCAGAUGCGGGGCCUGUGGAUGGAGUGCACCUGGAUGAGCACGGGAUUCUUCCAGUGCCGCCCCUUCUACUCCAUCCUCGCAAUGAGCCCGUCUCUCAAGGCCGCGCAGGCCAUGAUGGUCAUCUCGUGCUUGCUCACGGCGGCGGGCAUCGGCGCGUCCACGGCGGGCAUGAAGUGCACCCUGGUGCUGGGCCCUCCCUCCCGCCGCAGCAAGUCGCUCGUGGCCGUGUCGGGCGGCCUCUGCCUCGUCGCCUCCUCUCUCUGCACGUUCGUGCCUGUCGCGUGGAACACCCACACAACCGUGCGCCAGUUCUACGACCCGUGGUACCCGAGUCCCGUCAAGUACGAACUCGGCGCCGCCAUCUACCUGGGCUACGCCGCCGCCACCCUCACCAUGGCCGCCGGCGUAAUGAUGGCCCUGUCGUGCCCCGAGAAGCAGCGACGCGCCGGGCCACCGCGCCACCUUCGCCCGCGCGGCCGGGACGGGCCGCCGCGCGGAGUGGAGCCCGCGGGGACCGGGACUCCCGAGGUCCACACGGGCACGAGUUGGGUGGCACCUCCUCCGCUUGAGUUCGUUGACAAACGGGCCGAGGCCAUGGGGCCUAUCGUGGAAAAGACGGUCAGGGCUCCGCGAUGGGAAGACCAGAGCUCGCCCAAAGUUCACGGCGGGGUGAGUUGGGAAGACUGUCCGCCACUGGAGUUUGUUGAUAAAUGGGCCGAGGCCAUGUGGCCAAUCGUGGAAAGGGAUAUCAGGGCUCCGCGAAUGGAAGGUCAGAGCUCACCCAACGUUCACGGCGGGGUGAGAUGGCAAGACUCUCCUCCACUGGAGUUUGUUGACAAAAGAAGAGCUGAGGUCACGGGGGGAGGUGUUGCACAGGUGGGGAGAUGGUCACCCCCUGGAACGGGAGAGCAUGGAGCCGGUCCCUUGGUGAUCCAGAAUCACUACGCUCUCACCAACCUGUGAGUGGACACAGGAGAUGAGGGGACACUAUGUCUCCUUCACAACGCUGUCUCUCCACGUAAAAAUAACACAUCCCAUCAGCCUCACGCCCUUUCAAUGCAGCAUUGAUUCUGGACAAGCAACACUCUGCACCGGUUUCGAUAUCCAGUGGCUCACCAGCAGUGUCAGGCUCGCUUGAAUCAAUUGGGGACGUGUGGAUCAGAGGCACGGACACUGGCAACAGGAAAGAUGGAACAGAAAGAUGCAAAGUGCGCAAAGAGGGCACGGCGAGAUGCGUGCUCGGAAGAAACGUGGGAGAGAAAUGCGCGGACGCCAGGGAAUUGACGUUGUAAUUUGAUGUUGUUUAACCCGGGGAGAACUUCAGAAACCAGGAUGGGCCUUGGUUAGCAUAUUAACCCUUGAUACCAGUGGUCCUUAACCUGGUGGGUGCACACAUCCACUGGCGGUGCGAGAUGACCUUCCUGGGGGUGCGAGACAUGGCCAGAUUUUUUUAGGAGAUAAAUCAUGGAAACGGAAAGUUAGCACGGGGCACGUAAGAACAACAAAUACUUUGUUUCGUCAACCCCUGUGUAUUUAUUAACAUGAAACUGCAAUGAACAUAAUUAUAAAAACAAAACGAGGACGAGUCUUAUACAUGUCCACAUAAGCCACUUCAUUUGGCUAUCAUUCGUGGCCAGACCGCUUCUAAAAAAGAAUAACUCUACCUUUGAAGCUUUCGUGACUGCAAGGAAUUAAUAUUCUUAGGUUUUUUCGGUAAAGUCACGUAGGUAAAAAAUGUAAACUAAUAAAAAUAAAAAAUAAAUAAAAAUAAUAAUAAAAAUCACGACGUUUCGGAGGCAACACAAGCUUCCGUGCUGUGACGGUCCCACCUGAAGACGGAAGCUUGUGUUGCCUCCGAAAUGUCGUCAUUUUUAUUUUAUUUUUUCAUUUUUAUUUUACUUUUAUUAAUUGUAAUUUUUUACCUACGUGACUUUACCAAAAAAAACCUAAGAAUAUAAAUAACUCUACCGUAUAACUCAAAGUGGGCCUCACCUGGUAAAAUAACAAAAAAUUGUUUCAUAGUCUAGUUUCGAGUCUCAUUUGCAAGCGUGACCUGCGGUGCACGAUUCUGGCAGCAGCAGGGGAGACGAUCGCUGCCGUGCGCGGAAUCCUAUUACAGCGCAAAUUCCCUGGUAAUUUUCCAAAACUUGCCAAAAAUGUUGGGCCCCCGACGCCGCUGGCACACGAUGGCCUGGCCUUGCCAACGACGUCGCGGCCACCUCGAACGGGCCCGACGCGAGCAGCGGAGCGGACGGCGCGUGUCCGGCUGCGGUCGUUACGGCCCCGGCGGCUAUAACCGCUGGGUUCGAACGGCGAGCCUCAGCGACAGCGAGGUGCAGCUCGCUACGGAUAGGUCUUGCUCGCAGCAGCAGCUUUUUGGCUGGCCAUCGAAACAAAGAUGGGCCACUGCAUCGCGCGCUUUCGGAUGCGCUUUUGCGGCCGUCUGGAACGCCCUUCCUUCCGAUGUUAGGAAGGCACUGGGAGUUACACCACUUUUAAAUCAUCUAGUUUGGAAACUCAGUUCAUUUGUGAUUAGUUUGUUGUGCUUCCUCCGAUUCUACAAAAGACGAAUGAACAUCAGAUACCAUGAUGCCUGGCUUGUAUUGACUAUAUACAAAAAAAAGAUUCAGUAGAAAUAUUGAUGCAGUCAUUCUAAGCUCUCAAGAAGGCCUUAUCUUCAAUCAUAUAUAGAAAUGAGUAAACUCGUGAGGAUGGAACAGCUACACCGAUAUCGUAUAAAGAAAACGCAAAUCACAAGAGACAGCACGGUUGGCUACGCACGGUGGGAAAGAAGUCCAACAUACAUACACACGGGUCAUCUUGCCAUCCUUCAUGCAGGAAAAAUUGUCUUGAGACUCAACGAGGCGUUUCCUGGAUAAAUGCGUGACGUUAUAAUUACCGUCGCAAUAUGUAAGAAUUCCACGGUAACAGCUGUAAUCAUAGAUUUUCCCCUGUCCUUAAUAUUCCGCGUGCAAAACGCUAACAUUAACAUCAGUUUCUGAGAGCCUACGGAAAUCAACGGUGGCCACGUGCGCUAUAACGGUGGCUGACCUGUCACACAACGUACACAUUGACAUUUACUUCUGCAAUUAGUGAAUCAUCUGCCACAUACACAUCCUGUAAAACCAAUUUAUUAAACCUUGGAGCAACGUGCAUUUACAACAGCAUAAAUGAAGCCACCUGUGCCAAACUGUCAAAAUGUAACAUCAUAUACAAAUAAAAUAUGGGAAUUAGAGGUUUUUUUUCAGUAGUGCUAUACAUAGCUGCACCUUAAAAUAUAUAUUUUUUAUAU
Lethenteron reissneri (Far Eastern brook lamprey) is the source of this 4666-nucleotide messenger RNA. Its product is annotated as claudin-7-B-like. Gene Ontology annotation, molecular function: structural molecule activity. The record is from RefSeq and is a predicted model, not a curated record. Gene Ontology annotation, cellular component: bicellular tight junction; membrane. Lineage: Eukaryota; Metazoa; Chordata; Hyperoartia; Petromyzontiformes; Petromyzontidae.